Molecule: messenger RNA, 1567 nt
Organism: Hypomesus transpacificus
Lineage: Eukaryota; Metazoa; Chordata; Actinopteri; Osmeriformes; Osmeridae
Exons: 5
Coding region: 172-1146 (324 amino acids)
Source: RefSeq, a predicted model, not a curated record
UCCUGUAUUUCUUCAUCUCAAUAUGUUAAUGAGAUGUGUCAAUCAAAAAUAGGUAGGCGGUAUUUGACACACCAUUGGCUAAUCGUUUUCAACGCAUUGUAUUUGAUUAUGUUAGCCUUACAUCCAUCCUUGCUGUCAUGGACGACAUAAAAAGGGCAAUUGCCAGAGACAAUGGCCAAUCUCGUUGAAAACGAAAAUGUAUGUCCCGACUUCCUACUGUUCCGUGUAGAGGCUAUAAUGGCAAAUAUAGGACUUGUAGCUGCUGAAAUGGACACAGAGUUAGACCCACUUGUUCUUGAAAACUUGGAAUGCGUUGCACACCAAAUAGGAGUCUCAAGUGACAGCACGAGCAGGAUCGCGGGACGACCUUUAUAUCCUUUGCCCAUCACCACCAUUGAGUCAUACCUACUAUUGGGGUUAACAGCUGUUGACAUUGCUCGAUUGUUUGGAGUUAGCGAAAGAACAAUUCGGCGGAGGAUGGCCCACAACGGACUAAGAGUCUCUGACUUGAACACUAAAAUGGAUGAUCCGCAGUUGGAUGCCAUGGUGACAGAGAUCCUACAACAUCACCCCAAUACAGGGUACAAAAUGAUGAUUGGCUAUCUCAACUCUCGGGGCAUAAAGAUUCAGAAACAACGUGUACAAGAGUCCAUGCGCCGUAUUGAUCCAGAGGGUGUUGUGGUGCGCACUCUCAUGUUGCAGACAGUGAGGCGCAGACGGUACUCUGUAUCAGCUCCAAACAGUUUAUGGCACAUAGAUGGAAACCAUAAACUAAUAAGAUCAGACAAAGGAGGAGAAAACAUUGAUGUGGCACACUACAUGUUGACCAGCAGAAGGGUAAACAGAAAUUCACACAUUUCUGGAAGAAGCGUACACAACCAAAGAAUUGAGCGCUUGUGGAGAGAUGUUUUUGGAGGGGUACUUGAUCUUUUCUACACCCACUUCUACAACCUGGAGCAUGAGGGCCUACUUUAUCCAGAUGAUGAAGUUCACCUCUAUGCACUGCACUGGAGCUUUCUUCCACACAUACAAAGGCACCUUCAGUUCUUCAAAGAUGGCUGGAACCACCACCGACUCCGGGCCGAGGGCAAUCAGUCACCUCACCAACUCUGGACUCUUCAUCAACUAAAGGCAGACCCCUUAUAGGUUUGCAUGUGUUAUGCAUGUUUAAUCCUUGCAGAUAGGAGUUAUUUGUAUUACUCUAUAACACUUGCAUUAAACUGAUUUAUUAGAUUCUCAUUUUUCUUGUUAGAUGACACAUCCCCACUUAAUUUUGUACUCACUAACUUGAGGACUCACGGUAAUCUGCAUCCUCCAGCCAAUAUAUUUCUACCUUUUCUCAAACUCUCAAACUUAAAGCCCCAUACAGUGUAUUGUCGAUUUACAUUAAGUGAUUAAAAUCUUUUUAUUAGGUCGAUGUAGAGUAUGGCAUUGACUUGGCAGGUCCAUUCAGGCCUCGUUGUCAAGGUGUCAUUAUACCUGAAGUGGAACUUCAGCGCCCACUGACUGAACAGGAAGUAAUAACACCCCCAAAGCGCCCACUGACACCCCCAAAGCGCCCACUGAC